Necator americanus (New World hookworm) is the source of this 1158-nucleotide messenger RNA. RefSeq lists its product as uncharacterized. The record is from RefSeq and is a predicted model, not a curated record. The transcript has 4 exons. The coding region runs from base 1 to 1158 and encodes 385 amino acids. Lineage: Eukaryota; Metazoa; Nematoda; Chromadorea; Rhabditida; Ancylostomatidae.
AUGCGCCUAUGCGUUCGAGCUCAUACAGAGUCGUUUGAGGGUUACGAACGCAUGUUUGGCAUACACAAUGGACUGCGAAGGUCACCCGCACCUACGGAGACCGCAGAGAACCACAAGAAGGACACGUUUUAUGAUGAAUUCAAUACGUUGAUGUCCAAGAUACCAAGCCAGCAGGCGGUAAUUGUCGGAAUUAAUACGAAAGCAAUGAUCGGACCUGAACAACAAUCCGACGUGAUCGGAAAAUGGUCCUAUCCCGAUGAGCAGACAUCGGGCAACGGAAAUCGUCUGAUAGACCUUUGCGGGCAGACGAUUUCCGUUGUCAUCAUUGCAUUCACGUUUAAGAGGAAUCAUCGACGCCAUCAGCUGACGUGGCACAGGACAACCCCAUUAGCGCCAAAAGAGCAGCAAAAGCUGCAGAAGAUACCGACUCAACUCGAUUACGUUCUGACGAAGAAGAUAUCUCUGUCAGAUAUCCGAAAAUCUAGAGCUGUCUGGGAUGUUGCAUUCGAUUCCUACUACUGCCCAGUUCUUCUCAGCUUUAUGAUACGGUUCCAGAAAAGGUAUCGGUUAACUCAACACCAGUCGAGGUUCGACUUGACAGGACUCUGCGAAGAAAGAGCUCCCGGUUUUAGCACUGAGAAAGAACUUCGCCUUUGCAUAUGCGGAGACAAUAUCCACGUACAAUUCUGUGCCCUCUCUACUGGUGACUUCAGUCAGGAGAAGCAUCUAAGAAGGAGAGCGAAGGGGUUUAAGAAGGCAUGGGAGGACAAGAACCCGAGAAAAGCCUAUACCCUGCUAAGGCAGUAUGGCGACAAGAUGAAGGGUUGUUCGCCUGUCCUGAACAUUGCCAACAGAGUUGCUGUCGGGAAAGCAACCCUGCUCAUCUGGAGGGAGCAUUUUAACACUUUGCUGAAACGACAAGCGCCGCCACCCCCUGAACCAGUGCGCGCCCGAAGACAGACAUGCACCACGGUCAGCGAAGAGCCACUGACGGAGUCGGAGGUUCUAGUCUGUAUUCAAAAAAUGAAGAAUGGAAAAUCUGGCGGAGACGAUGGAAUUAGCGCAGAAAUGUUGAAAUCUUUUCCUCCUUCUGGGAUUCGUGAGAUAACGAAGAUCAUCCGCUCAAUAUGGAUCGACGAAAGGAUUCCUGACUCGUAG